Larimichthys crocea (large yellow croaker) is the source of this 1322-nucleotide messenger RNA. RefSeq names its product achaete-scute homolog 5. The record is from RefSeq and is a predicted model, not a curated record. NCBI's taxonomy places the organism in Eukaryota, Metazoa, Chordata, Actinopteri, Sciaenidae. Gene Ontology annotation, biological process: regulation of transcription by RNA polymerase II; developmental process. The transcript has 3 exons. Bases 387 to 857 code for a protein of 156 amino acids. Gene Ontology annotation, molecular function: DNA-binding transcription factor activity, RNA polymerase II-specific; protein dimerization activity; RNA polymerase II transcription regulatory region sequence-specific DNA binding.
UGUGUGUGUGUGUGUGUGUCAUCACAACACGAGGUUCAGACUCUGAGAUCAGUCAGAGUCUGAAAUUACACACGGACAGUCGGCCAUUUUCAAAUCUUGCUGAGGGCGCAACCAGCUUAAAAUAAGUGUGUGUGUGUGUGUGUGUGUGUGUGUGUGUGUCAGGUUGAAGUGUUUUUUCAGUCUACAGGUGUUGACUGAUGAUAUGACUGAAACAGAACAUGUGAGCUUUUCCUUCUGAAGACACAGUGACACAUCAGGGCGGAGCUUCAGCAAGUAAAAGCAGGUAAAGCUUCAGCGUUUCAUCUGGCAACUUCAGUCAGGAGAGGAAGCAGCAGCAGCAUCAGAAGGUGUUCCUCGUCAGCAGGUGUCGGUCAGGUUCAGGUCACAUGAUGAGCUUCUCUCCAUCGUCUUACCUGAGCUUCAGUCUGUCUCCCCCUGCUGCUCACCGUGAGGACCGUGCCGUCUCUCAGCACUCCCUGUCGGGCUCCGUCCCCUUUCUCCUCUACCCCUCUGGCAUGGACCCCUACAAGGCCCCUCUGAGGGGCCCUGGACCUGGCCUCCUGCCCUACCUGAACCCCUUCCACCACCACGGACACUUUAGCGUGUACGAGUGUCCCUACGAGCCGGCGUUCAUCCAGAAACGUAACGAGCGGGAGCGUCAGCGGGUGAGGUGCGUCAACCAGGGCUACGCCAAACUGAGGGACCACCUACCGGGUCAGAGCGCCGACAAGCGUCUCAGCAAGGUGGAGACGCUGAGAGCCGCCAUCAGGUACAUCAAGUACCUGCAGGGCCUGGUGGAGCUGGAGGACGGCACACUCAACACCUUGUCUCCUGGACCGGACUGUGGAGGAGUCUGAGGGAGUCGGACUCCGAGGUCUUGGUUUACCUGAGAACACCAGCUACAUCUUCCUGUUUGACUUGAACUGAGGACCAACCACCUGAACUGUUCUACAAACCCGUGGACGUGUUUUUAAGUGAAGAGUCUGAAGGCGACUGAGGAUCUGAACUGUCACGUGAAUAAUCAGAGGAAGUCUGGAGGACUGAGACCGUGCUAGGCGGUGCUAACGUACUAAAUGCUAACGCGAUCAGCUGUAAUGUUCUCAUCUUAGUUUAGCGUGUUAGCAUGCUGACAUUACUCUGUGGGUGUUUACAUGUCGACUCGAUGAUCAAUAAAGUUUUCUCAUCAACAUUCGUCAGUUUGACAGCAGCAGUGACACACGUUGACCUGCAGGUGGCAGCAGAUCCACGUCUGUUUUAAGGCCCUGGAGACACAGAUUCAAGGCCUUGAAAACAGGUUCAUGUAGAGAGAAGAAGCGGACGAC